CCGCCCUGGCUUUCCUCGCCCUCCGCCCCGGCCAGGCCCGGGCCCGGGCCCCGCGCCCGCCAUGGAGAAGACGGAGCUGAUCCAGAAGGCCAAGUUGGCCGAGCGCUACGACGACAUGGCCACCUGCAUGAAGGCCGGGACCAAGCAGGGCGCCGAGCUGUCCAAGGAGGAGCGCAACCUGCUUUCCGUGGCCUACAAGAACGUGGUCGGGGCUGCAGGUCCGCCUGGGGCGUCAUCUGGAGCAUCCAGCAGAAUACCUACACCUCCGACAAGAAGUUGCAGCUGAUUAAGGACUAUCAUACAGUUGCUUUGAGACAACCUAACGCUUUGGACAUCAGACAGUGCAGGAGAAGAAUGUGAUGUUGCAGAAGGGGCUGAAAUCUAAA
This is a messenger RNA of Pan troglodytes (chimpanzee), 386 nucleotides long. RefSeq names its product 14-3-3 protein theta-like. Lineage: Eukaryota; Metazoa; Chordata; Mammalia; Primates; Hominidae. The record is from RefSeq and is a predicted model, not a curated record. The coding region runs from base 62 to 286 and encodes 74 amino acids. The transcript has a single exon.